AUGUUCACAUCCACAAUUGCACCGAUUCUUGUUGAUGCUCUUCUCGACAACUCAUCUUCAGUUGUUGCCACGACGCAGUAUUCUGUGAGCCAGGAAGUUUUGGACUAUGUGAAAAGAGUCAAGACUAUUUAUCACUGGCUGAUUCCUCUUAUGAUCAUCAUUCUUUUGGUAGCAAUUAUUGGAAAUGGAUUGAUUUGUAUAUCAGCAAAAUGGCUCUCAUCGCCAGUAUCUCCUUAUUUGAAACUGUGCAUUUCCCUUGCAGCAGCUGACACUUGGGCUGCUCUUUUAUUAAUAACUGGACUAAUUGUUAACUCAUAUCUUCCGGUAAUAUUUGGAUAUCAAAAGAAGUCCAUGUGCUUUGAAGCUGUUCUUGAAAUGUUUCGAAUAUCUGGAAUGUUAACUUCGGAUCUUCAUUUAUUUGCAUUGGCAAUCAAUCAAUUCUUUGGAACUAUGUACCCUUUAAAAUAUAAGAUUAUGAUAACCACUCGUCGUAUCCGUACCAUCAUCAUUGCUCUCUGGACAGUUCCACUGAUGUUCGUUUUCGGAUGGUUCGUGGCAAAAGAAGACGAUGGUCUGCGCCAUCCAACAUGCAAUUUCACAUUCUACAAUCGUUUCCCAUUCCGUAUCACAAUCUUCUUGAUCUUCAUGCUCCCUUUGAUCUCAACUCUCAUUAUUUAUGGAUGUAUUCUUGUCAAACUUCUCAAAGCGAAAGUGGAAUUUGAAACGUAUUGUAGUGAUCAGAAAAUGAAGAGCAGCAGUCCAAACAAUAACUUUAAUAAGAACAACAAGACACCAGCUGCCAGAAGUUUGAGUACUCGAUCCACAAAUGUAUACUCAAAACUAAAGUUGGUAUGGACAACUCUUCUGAUUGUAUCCACAUUUUCAUUGUCUUGGGGACUCUGUGUUCUGUACUUUGUGAUGGUUUGUGCCGAGGGAUGCAUCAUUAUCUAUCGAGAGAACAUUGGACUUUAUAUGAGUCUUUUCCUUAGCUCCACUGUUAAUAGUUUGGUAAUGGUGAAACUUGCCUCGAAUCCCUUCAUCUACACUCUCCGAAUCAAAGCAAUCCGAUCUUCCGUUGAUCGAUUCGUCAAUAAAAUUCGUCGAAGACCUACGGAUGCAAAAAGUUACUACAUGACGAGUUUAGUCCCUUCAACGAAUAUUGAGCCGACUGCCAUUUAA
Molecule: messenger RNA, 1179 nt
Organism: Caenorhabditis briggsae
Lineage: Eukaryota; Metazoa; Nematoda; Chromadorea; Rhabditida; Rhabditidae
Gene: Cbr-tag-89
Product: Protein CBR-TAG-89
Exons: 6
Coding region: 1-1179 (392 amino acids)
Biological process (GO): G protein-coupled receptor signaling pathway
Cellular component (GO): membrane
Molecular function (GO): G protein-coupled receptor activity
Source: RefSeq, a predicted model, not a curated record